GGUUUACUGCAGCUGCGUGAUCAACGUCUGAUAAGGAACACAAACAGCACGCUGUCAGUUGACACGAAUCAGAUGAACAUGGUACCUUCAGGCAUUUGGAACUUGCUCCCAAGGAUGAACCAGACUUGUGGAGGUCCAUAAAUGUUUUUUUGGCUGAUUUCUUUUGAAUUUCCCAUGAUGUCAAGCAAAGAAGCACGGAGUUUGAAGUAUUUCUGAGAAGUGGCAGGAUGUUCCGCGGUUUCUUUGUGAAGACGCUUAGCUUUGUCGGUUACACCAUUCAAUAUGGCUGCAUCGCUCACUGCGCCUUUGAGUAUAUUGGCGAAUUUGUGUCGUGCUCAGGACCUUCCAUGGAACCCACGAUCAUUAACCAUGAUGUUGUUUUCUCAGAGCGAUUAAGCCGUCACCUCUAUCAAAUACAAAAAGGUGAUAUUGUAAUAGCCAAAAGCCCCUUUGAUCCAAAGAUGAACAUUUGUAAAAGAGUAAUCGGACUGGAGGGGGACAAAGUCUGCACCAGUGGACCAUCUGACAUCUUUAAAACACACACUUACGUACCAAGAGGGCAUGUGUGGCUUGAAGGCGAUAACCUUCGGAAUUCCACAGAUUCCCGAAGCUAUGGCCCAGUUCCCUUUGCCUUGAUUCGAGGACGUGUUUGCUUAAAGUUGUGGCCACCACAUAGUUUUGGCGUAUUGGCUGAAAGUCCUAAUGAUGGGCGUAUUUUAUGAAGAAACUGUCUUUAUGUAUUGCUGGAAUGUAAUUGCUAUUUUUACAGUGUUUUAAAAUAAAUUCAUAUUUAUGAUAA
Molecule: messenger RNA, 799 nt
Organism: Myxocyprinus asiaticus (Chinese sucker)
Lineage: Eukaryota; Metazoa; Chordata; Actinopteri; Cypriniformes; Catostomidae
Gene: immp1l
Product: inner mitochondrial membrane peptidase subunit 1
Exons: 7
Coding region: 228-722 (164 amino acids)
Cellular component (GO): membrane; mitochondrial inner membrane peptidase complex
Molecular function (GO): serine-type endopeptidase activity
Source: RefSeq, a predicted model, not a curated record